Gracilinanus agilis (Agile Gracile Mouse Opossum) is the source of this 1648-nucleotide messenger RNA. RefSeq names its product protein phosphatase 1 regulatory subunit 3D (gene PPP1R3D). Gene Ontology annotation, biological process: regulation of glycogen biosynthetic process. Gene Ontology annotation, molecular function: glycogen binding; protein phosphatase 1 binding. Bases 604 to 1506 code for a protein of 300 amino acids. NCBI's taxonomy places the organism in Eukaryota, Metazoa, Chordata, Mammalia, Didelphimorphia, Didelphidae. Gene Ontology annotation, cellular component: protein phosphatase type 1 complex. The transcript has 2 exons. The record is from RefSeq and is a predicted model, not a curated record.
CUUGCUACAGUAACUGCUGUGGCCCAGCUGGGCUGCUGCUGCUGAAGGAAACCAUUAAAAAAAAUUGGGGGGAGGUACCACUGCGGCACGCAGCGGAGGGAGUGUCUGAAGACGGUUGUCAGAAGUCUUGAAGGAAGAGAAAAAAUUCAGGGGGUGGUGGGCAAGGACAACCUUUUUGUUUUCUGACCCACUUUGCAGCUUGUGGAAUUGGGGAUUCCGGAGGAGGGGGAAGACAUCCACCAACCCUCCAACCCCGGUGGCGGCUCCUACAAGUUACGGAUACUGAAGGGGAAGUAAAAUAAUUCCUUUUUGAAACAUCUUUUUUAAUUGCAGCAAACGGAAAGAACUCAGGGCGCUUGUGGAAGCUGGAGAUAGAAGCAGGCCCCCAGACAAAAGGGAGUCCCCAGUGGCUUCAGCUCUAGCUGCAGAGUGCUACGGUAUCGUGACAGCUCUGGUUCUUGCUUGGGCUUCUGUGAAGGUACAGCCAGACAGACCUGCUGGAAACUGCCUUGUGACUGUGUGGUCAGGAGAGAGGUAGGGAGAGAAGAAGGCCUUGGACUCUAGGACUCUCAUCUCAAUCUCUCUCUCCAGCAACUCCUGGGCAUGUCUAAAGGACCAGGUUCUCUUGUCAUGGCCCCCUCUCCUUGUUUGCGUCAGUCCGAAUCCCGGACUGCCCUGAGGAGCCUCAGCAGCCUCACGGAUUUGGACAGGGGUAUGUCCCAGGAACCGAAGUCAAGCAAAACCUUCUCGGCUUCAGGGCCGCAGGGCCACCAACAGCAGUCGGGCCCCUCCAGCUGCGACCCUUGUUUGAGGCCCAUUAUUCACCGCAGGGCUCGUUCUCUCCCAAGCUCCCCCGAGCGCAGGAAAAAGGCGUCGGGGACUGCGGGAGUCCAAUGUCGACCUGGCUGUAGUCGACAGAACCGGGUGCGAUUUGCAGAUGCGUUGGGUUUGGAGUUGACCCAGGUAAAGGUCUUCAACGCCGGAGAAGACCCAUCGAUUCCACUGCACGUCCUCUCGAGACUGUCCAUCAACUCGGACCUCUGCUGCAGUAACCAGGACCUGGAAUUCACCCUCCAGUGCCUCGUUCCGGAAUUCCUGCAGCCAGUAGACUGCAGCGACUUCUCUUUCCGGCUGCAAAACCAGCGGGUCUGCCUGGAGCGGGUGACGACCUCAGACCUUGGCGUAAGCGGCACGAUCCGGGUGCUUAACAUGGCUUUUGAGAAGCAGGUGACUGUGCGCUACACCUACAACAGCUGGCGGACCCAGCAGGAAGUGGGAACCCGCUGGCGCAGUAGUGCUGGGGAUUCAGAUUUGUUCAUUUUCUGCUUUCCUGUACCCCCCUACCUUCUGGGGCUCAAUUCUGUGGUCCAGUUUGCGAUUCGAUACCGAGUUGGGGGAGAUGAGUACUGGGAUAACAAUGAAGGCGAAAACUACAGUCUCAGAUGUCAGACCCAUCCUCUCAAAAUGCCCCAGGAAUGUGAGGAGAGCUGGAUCCACUUUAUUUGAGUUAGGGUCAAGGCGAAUUUUUGGUGGGGGGUGAAGCUUGCUUUCAGGAAGAGAAAUAUAGGGGUUCUAUAAAAGCCGUGUUUUUGUCUAUCUUGUGAACAUCCUGGAACAUUCUAGCACAUUAUUCUGCAUAAGUCAAUAU